AUGGGGUCAUCAUCGCAGCCAAAGAAGAAACAGAAGAAAGUGGUAAAGACGUUGUUGAUUGAUGAGCCUGAGGAUGAAGAGCUGGUGGUAAAUGUGGAAGAAGAUCCAUAUGCUGAUAUUGAUCAAGUGAUGUUUAAUGUUGAUGAUUUAGUGACUGAGCAAGUAGCUAAUGUAGAAGCUGAGAAAGAGAAAGUUCUUGAUGAUGUCGAAGGUGAUGAUGUUAAUAAAAGUACUACAAGCUCUUCGAGUUCUUCUGAUGAAGGAAUAGAUGAGACUGAACAUCAAAGAAGAAUUCAAGAAGCUACAGAGAAAGAGAAACAAUUAAGGAAGAGGAAGAGACAGGAGAAAGAUGAUGCUGCAUACGUACCAUCUCCUGAGCACAUUUCUGAAUCUCAAUCACCUUCGAGUGUUAAAAAGAAAGAAGGAGCAAGAAAAAGGAUUGUAUCUCCGAAGAUUAAGAAAGUUACUCCGAAGAUUACAAAGUCGAAGAUUGUUUUAAAGAAGAAACUUUCCAAAGAAUCAAGGAAACCACCACAUGAGCCUACACCACAUCAAUCGCCAAUACAAUCACCACCACAUCAAUCACCUCGACGACAACCUUCUCCACCAAAACAACCUACACCACCGAGACAACCUUCACCAUUACAUCUUUCACCGCUACAUCUCUCACCACCACAACAACAAACCUUAUUCACAUCUUAA
Molecule: messenger RNA, 702 nt
Organism: Helianthus annuus (common sunflower)
Lineage: Eukaryota; Viridiplantae; Streptophyta; Magnoliopsida; Asterales; Asteraceae
Product: serine/arginine repetitive matrix protein 1-like
Exons: 1
Coding region: 1-702 (233 amino acids)
Source: RefSeq, a predicted model, not a curated record